UGAUGAGGACGACGACGAUGAUGAUGAAUAUGGGACAAGAUAUUUCGGGUCCCGCAAGGGUCGGCUGAGUGAUGAUGGUUUUCCUUAUGGUUUACAGUAUGUGCAGAGAAGUCAUCGUCCAAAUACUAUUGGUCAAAAAUUGAUGAGUUGGGAAGACAUCACCUGGGAGGAGAGUCCUGCUUUCAGGAGCUUUUGGAAGGCCGGCAGGGGAGAUCAUUUUAGUCCUUUUGGUGGUAGAGGGAGGUCUAUGUUAAUAGAUGUGGAUUUGAAGGUGAAAGCAAGCUAUCAGAAAGAAGCAGCUGUUCCUAUUGUGUCUCUCAGGAGUAAAGUAGACGGAAGGGCAAUAAUAGGGCACCCAAUUCAAGUCGAGCCCCUGGAGCAUGGCUCAACUGAUGCUCUUCUGGUUUCCACAAGUGAUCACUGUAGCAGUGAGACAACAGUUGAACACCAUGAUAGGAAGGGGGUUGCAGCUUCAGUACUUCAACAACCAUCAUGGAGAACUGCCAGGAGGACCAACAAUUUCAGGGUUCCACGGCCUGUCAUUGGUCAGGUUCCCCGGGUCAGUGGUUCGGGUCGUAGAGGGUUGUCUGGAGGUGGUGGAGUCCGGAAGGGCAGCAGUGGUCAGGUUCCUCGGCCGAUGAGGAAAGUGGGGAAGAAGAAAGCCGGUGGUAUUUUGUCAUCCAGUCAGAAGACAAGGAUGCUCUCUUCCAUAGGGUUCCAACAGCGGAAGGGCGGUAGUAGUUGCAGCAGUGGGGGCGGCAGCAGCAACAGCAGUGAAAUGGGAGGAGGGGUUAUAAAAGGGGAGAGUUCUGGGCUCACCACGGUGGCUUGCAUACCUGUGAAGUUAGUGUUCAGUAGGUUGCUGGAGAAGAUAAACAGACCACCUUCAUUUGGAGUCAAGUAGUCAUGAUCUAGCGUGGAUACAGAUGAUAGACAAGAACAGCAGCAGCAGCAGCAGCAUUAGGAGCAUGUACAAUUUUCUUCUUUUCAGCUCCCUUGUUUCUUCAUUUCUUUGUUCUUUUUGACUGAGAAAGCAAGGAAAAAAGAAGAUAGAUGGAUAUAUAAAAUAUAGAUAGAUAGACACACUGAUAUAGUAGAUUAGGAUGUACGAAAUGCAGCAAUUGUUGCUUGCUAAUGGUGGGGGAAGGUUGCUUGCUUAUUCUUGACAAUGUUAAUUGUUUAUGACUUUCGACACGGAACGGAAUGGAGAUAGGCAGUAAAGAGUACUGGUGAAUUGAAUUGUGAUGGAAAUAGAAGGUAGAGUAAGCACAGGUGCAGGGAAAGGAAUAUGUCUAGGGGGGACAUGAAUGUACAUUAGACUUGUUUUUUGGCAGAAAGUGGAAGGAAGAAGCAAUAGGAACUUAAUAGGAAACCUCAUUCUUUUGUUUGCAGUUUGCUUGAAUUUGUUUGCCAUUCUUUCAUUAUUUUGUUUUCAGAUUUGAAUCUGAUAUUGCUGGUCAGUUAAGACUUUUCAAGAGUCGGCUUCUCACUUGACUAGUAGCAAAUGCACAGAGUUAGCUUGAAAGAAUCCAGGUGACUUGAUCAUACAUUCUUGGAAUACUGACUGAAACAUGGCUAGCAGUGAACAACUCUCCUUAAGCAUAGUGUCAAAAGUGAUGCAAGUUUUAAGCAAAUACCGUAAGGAUAAGAGUCUUGAGAAGAUGCAAGUAAAAGCAACUUAAGCAGAAUCUUUCCCUGUGCUCAGACAAAAUGUAUCCGUCGUCCUUGUAUAAACUAAAGAGCGCUAGUGCAUCAUCCUUGUUUACAAUAUCACCGAGGCAGGACCCCAAUUGUAGCCGUUUUACUAUUUCAGCGAAUGCAUCAAUGUAGUCGAAAUUGGGUUUUAAAACUUAAAAACUUACGUCUUUACUCUUUUAAGUUACCAAAAAGUUUUUACGUAGAAUUACACUUUUUACUUACAAAUAUAAUCAAAGUCUACACUUUAAAUCUUAAAAACUUACGAUUUUAAACUUCUGGGUCACCAAACACUUUUACUUACGUAACUUUGCGUUUUUCUACUGCAUUGGACGCAUGCUUUGCCCCCGAAGAUAGAACAUCCGGCAUAGCCUGGAAAAUAAAAAACAACUACCAUGAUUUACUGUGUUUGUGGUUCCCCAGAAUUAAUGCACUCCCUCCCAAUUGCACAACACGUGUGUCCCCUACCAGACCAGUGUGCUCCUUCUUCAUAAAUCAUUAUUAAGUGUGGUCAACACAUUGGAAUAUAACAAGUUAUUUAAAGAAAUAUUUCUACUGGCUGGAACUAGUAUUGUCACUAAACUAUCAAAACAAGUGUUAGCAUUAAAGGCUGUAAAAUCGAAUUAAGUCGCUGAGGCAGUCAAGCAAGUGGUUUGAGGUUCAAUGGUCUAAUUGAAGUCCAACCUGUUUGAGUCGCUUUAUAAAUUUUGUAAAUAUAUCUAUAAACAAAUAACGGUAAAGACUGGUAUACUUCAGGAGUAUACUAUACUCCAAGUGAUCCGACCAUUAUCUACUUCGAUGCGCUCCGACCAAUCUCAACGGACGAUUAUUAUUUUUUAUUAAAUUGAACUUCGGAUUUGAUUUUAGAGAAUCGAGGCUUGGGGUUUAUCUCAAUAGAGGUUAGGGUAUAAU
Molecule: messenger RNA, 2607 nt
Organism: Linum trigynum
Lineage: Eukaryota; Viridiplantae; Streptophyta; Magnoliopsida; Malpighiales; Linaceae
Source: the annotation of a GenBank genome assembly